GGGUCCAUUAAUAAGCAAGUUUUUUAUUUUAUUUUAUUAUUCUGGGUUUCUCUUUUUACUUCUCUCUCUCUCUCUUAUAUGGCCUUUCUGUCUUUUUGUUUUCACUUCCACCGGUUCACCCUCUCCGCUGUCUUCCGGUCUAUCUAAAUCUUGAGGAGCUUAUGCCACUGCCAACAGAUUUUCUUUCUAAAAAAACAAGAAUAAUAAAGGAAGAAAUGUGGCUUCUUCUCUGAUUAUUCUCAUAAGCCCCUAACCAAGCUCCUCUCUCAUUGCCAGUCCUUUUCCUUUUUUAACUUUUCGUAACAAAACCAAAUCCAAGUAUCACACUGGAAAAGCUCCAACUCCAACUCCAACUCCCACUUUUUGUUUCUUGUUUUCCUUUUUCUCUCUCUGAGCCUCCAAUGGAGGUUGGAGACAUCAAUGACCCAGUAUUCUCCACCAGAUUUGGUCAAAAUGCCGUCCAUUAAAUCUCUUAUUCUUCCACCUACUUGUUUUUGUGGGGGUUGUUGGAGUGAGCCAUCACUACUGCCUUGAUCUUUGCCUGAGAAUUUAACGAUGAUUAUAUUGAAGAUUUAUUAACUUCUUGGGUGUCUAUUGAGUUCUCCAUUGGGUCGGUUUUUUAUUUUUUAGUUUUGAGCUCUCAAGAAGAAACUUUACCUUUUUGUCGUCGCUGCCAAGUAAAAAUACAUUCAAAGAGUCUUUGGGGCCAAGAUUUAGGGUUCUUGAGUGAAGUCACGCCGUCUUGUCCGUACGAAGCGUCAGGUACUAAUUAGCUUAAAAAUCUCAACAGUGGGUUCUUCUUGAUCUUAUAGUACUGAAUCUUCCGUUAAUUUGAAGCUUGUAGUCCUGAUUCUGCUGGUUCUUUUGACCGUUUGAAGAAAAGGUUUUUCCUUUAUUGAGCUCAUUAAUUUCAGUAAUUCCUCUUAAUGUUUAUAUCACGGAGAAUCUGGGUAUGUGAUUCCGUUUGAAAAAAUGUGCGUGUCACAAAGAUUUUCCAUAUAGCCCUUUCAGUCUUGGUUUGGUCCUUUUUCUUUGAUAGAGCUCCUUUUACAAGGAUUCUUAAAGCUAAAAGCGAUCAAUUUAGAGAGGAGAAGACCAAGAAGGCAUCUGGGUAUUGCAACGGUUGAAAUUUGAAACCUUUCUUUUAUGUUUGUUUAUUAUCUCAUCCUCUGACAUUUGAGAAUACACUACUUUCUUUAUUGAGUAUCCGUUGCUUUCCAAAACGUGGCUACAACUACACAUUUAAACCCAAUUCUCUGAUCUGGUGAAGGUUGAUAGAGAUAUAUAUUUGGUAGUUGACCAUCUGAGUAUUCUUAUCUGGAAUUUGGGAAGGUCAAUUUUAGAGUGGCGUUUUGCUGAGUUUCUACAAUCCCAAGCGUCAAUGGGGCUUCUUGGAAGUCUCAUGAUGCUUUUACUUCUGAUAUACUUCUCAUGGCUGUCGGAUCUCAAUGCUCAAUCCAUUCCCUUGUCUUCAAGAAGCCGUGCUGAAGCUCUGGAUACACUUCUCCAAGAUUAUGCUUACAGGGCUUUUGUUCGUCCAAAGACUGGAACUGUCUAUGAUGGUAAUGUUCCCACCAAUUUGACAGGAAUAAAGAUAGCAGCUUUGAGGCUCAGAAGCGGUAGCUUAUACAGGAAAGGAGUUAAGUACAAAGAGUUUGAAAUUCCUCGAGGUGUCUCCGAGACUCCAUAUGUGGAGAGGCUUGCUUUGGUGUACCAAAACUUGGGCAAUUGGUCUUCCACGUUCUACAAUUUAUCAGGUUAUAGCUACUUAACUCCAGUACUGGGUCUUCUUGCCUAUGAUGCUUCAAACUUGAAAGCCUCGAAUCUGCCAGAGUUGAAUAUCAGAGCAACUGGUAAUCCCAUAUUGAUUAGAUUUUCAGAUGUUUCUCCAGCCUCCUCGAGGGAGGCAGCCAAAUGUGUUUGGUUUGAUCUAAAGGGUGUCCCGAACUUCAGCAAUGUAAAAUCAGGCAAUGUAUGUUCAACAGUCCAACAGGGACAUUUCUCUAUUGUGACAGAGUCUAUUGCUCCUUCUCCAGCACCGGUAUCUCCUGUUCCAACUCCAGGUUUCCAACCUCCGAGCGUGGUUCCUCCACCCAAAGGUGAAGAAAGGAAGGGGAAGAGCGAUUCUAAAGUAUGGAUAAUUGUUGGGUCUGUGGUUGGCGGAGUGGCACUUAUAGGACUCCUGGCUUUAUUGGCUCUUUGGGCACAAAAAUUCCAGAAAAGGAAGAAGAUGCAGCAAAUGGAGAGGGCUGCAGAGGUGGGAGAAGCACUGCAUAUGACCCCAAUUGGGACUACAAAGGCACCAGCAGCAACAGUUACAAGAACACAACCGAUACUUGAAAGUGAAUACGUGCCUUAGACAAACACAAAAUCGUGCCACCAUUUGUAUGUACACUUGGAAAAUUCAUAUUCAAAGUUCAUUUCCUGUAAUCAGAAAAAAAAAAAAAAAAAAUUCUUCAUCGCUUCACACCAUUUUUUGGUGGUGUCUUCUCUCCCUUAUUUGUUCAUGGUAGGUUAUUUGUUUAGGAUUUUUGUGUAAUUCUCUCCCCCACCCUCCUCUUUGGUUCAAUUAUUCUUUACGGUGUGAAAUUAGCCAAACAGUGAUUAUUCUCUUUGUGAUGAAUUCAGUUUCCCCAUUGACUAAAGGAAUAAAAUCUACCUGUGGUGUUUUUUUCUU
Messenger RNA from Humulus lupulus (European hop), 2677 nucleotides. RefSeq lists its product as uncharacterized. The transcript has a single exon. Gene Ontology annotation, cellular component: membrane. NCBI's taxonomy places the organism in Eukaryota, Viridiplantae, Streptophyta, Magnoliopsida, Rosales, Cannabaceae. The coding region runs from base 1382 to 2359 and encodes 325 amino acids. The record is from RefSeq and is a predicted model, not a curated record.